CAGAGUUACUGUGGAUUUUAGGAGACUCGGUUACAGAUUUCAGGAAUUUCUGAUUCAUUCAAAGGAUUUGCAAAUUCAACACUCACUGAAAACUAAAGCAAAAACAGCCUGAAUUAGGGUGCGAGGACAUGAGUCUUCUCGGCCGACUACGGAUCCUUUUCUUCUUCUGGGGAGUCACCGUGCACUGUCAGUAUGAGACCUACCGGACAGAUGAAGACUACGAUGAAGAGAGCGACGAUGAGUACCCGCCAGUCUUUUACUUUCACUCCGAUGGAGAUCGCGGGGUUCCCUCUCACCCUCUUGGCUGUGCCGCAGAAUGCUUCUGCCCCCCGACCUUCCCAUCGGCCAUGUACUGCGACAACCGGAAGCUCAAGACGAUCCCCAAGAUCCCGAUGCACAUUCAACAGCUCUACCUCCAGUUCAAUGAAAUCGAAGCCGUGACGGCACAGCCAUUUGCCAACGCUUCUAACUUGAAAGGAAUCAACCUGAGCCAUAAUCGAAUCAAGUCUCACAAGAUUGAACACGGCGUCUUUGGCGAGCUUUCUAAUCUCUUACAACUGCAUUUGGAGCAUAACGAGUUAGCAGAGUUCCCAUUUCCACUUCCUAAGUCUUUAGAGAGCCUUCUUCUUGGCUACAAUGAGAUCUCCAGAGUGGAGGCCAACGCCAUGGAAGGAUUACUCAAUCUGACCGUGCUGGACCUCUGCCACAACCAGCUUCACGACUCUCUAUUAAAAGAGAAACUUUCCAAAAUGCGCAAAUUGAUGCAACUCAAUUUGUGUAGCAACAAUUUACAGUCAAUGCCUCUUGACUUACCUUCGUCACUUAUGCAUCUAUCUCUAGAAAAUAAUUCCAUUUCUCUCAUACCAGACAAUUACUUCCAAAAAUUUCCCAAGCUUCUUGCUCUAAGAAUAUCAUACAACAACCUGCAAGAGAUCCCACAUGAUAUUUUUAAUAUUUCCAGCCUUGUAGAGCUCAACGUUGGGCAUAACAAACUGAAGCGAGUGUUCUACAUACCCAGAAACUUGCAACAUCUCUACAUGGAAGACAACGAAAUCGAAUAUAUAAAUGUCACCCUGAUGUGUCCAUCCAUGGACCGGAUACAUCAUCACCACUUAACCUACAUCCGCCUGGACCAAAACAGGCUGAGAGAACCCAUAAGCUCCUACGUUUUCUUCUGUUUCCCCUACAUGCACAGCAUUUACUAUGGGGAACAAAGAAAACCUGACGGGCAGACGGUGCUGCUGAAGACACAAGUGUUCCGCAGGUUUCAGGAUGAAGAAGAAGAAGAAGAACAAGAAGGAGGCGAUGGAGGAGAGGAGCCUGAGGGGCCGGAGCAGGGAAGAACAGAAGAGAACUUUGAUCCUUACUUCUAUUAACUGCAGUAGCUUUACAUUUCUGCUUGACUCAAGCUUCAUAGCCCUUCCAGAUGUCACUGAGCACUAACAAAUAAAUAGA
Molecule: messenger RNA, 1455 nt
Organism: Dromiciops gliroides (monito del monte)
Lineage: Eukaryota; Metazoa; Chordata; Mammalia; Microbiotheria; Microbiotheriidae
Gene: OMD
Product: osteomodulin
Exons: 3
Coding region: 129-1376 (415 amino acids)
Molecular function (GO): protein binding
Source: RefSeq, a predicted model, not a curated record